GUAACUAUCUGCAUACGGAUAGGUUGCGCAGUGUGCACACACUUCUUGUACAUAACGUAACUAAGUAAGUAUACAUUCAUAGCACAAGCCUACAACGGGAUAAUCCAAUCGAUUUUGCCUCAGCGUACUCAUUCGCACAAAAUGUCACUCAAAAUCAAUGUUCUUCAUAAAGGGAGGGCACAGAGUAUGUUCAUCUCACAGUCACAGCCGGUUGCUAAAGUUCUGCUGGAUGUUUGUGCAAAGCUUGAUUUAGCGUACAAUGUACACGGAUUGAAGUUUCAGAAUAAACCUAUUAAGGACUUGGGAUCGAACAUGAAGUUAAAUGGCAUUCCUAAUAAUGCUAGGCUGGAGUUGUAUUCACUCAAGCAGCCGAUGGGUAUGGAGAGUGUGACGGCGGUGAUCCAACUCCCCGAUGGCAGUCGACAGCAUACCGUGCUUCGCUCAGACCAAUCACUGUACGCUGCCUUGACUGCGGUGGGCGCUGAGAGCUCUCGAGAUGAGGGCGAACCAGUUGUACACGUGUUGAAUGAGAUCGUGAAGCGUGCACAAGCCUUGCAACGUACCACACUCUUCUCACUGGGUGUUCUGCGCGGGAAG
Sphaeroforma arctica JP610 is the source of this 597-nucleotide messenger RNA. RefSeq lists its product as hypothetical. The annotation marks the transcript as partial. NCBI's taxonomy places the organism in Eukaryota, Ichthyosporea, Ichthyophonida. The transcript has 2 exons. The record is from RefSeq and is a predicted model, not a curated record.